This is a messenger RNA of Gongylonema pulchrum, 366 nucleotides long. NCBI's taxonomy places the organism in Eukaryota, Metazoa, Nematoda, Chromadorea, Rhabditida, Gongylonematidae. The record is from the annotation of a GenBank genome assembly.
AUGAUGGGAAGCAGAAUGAACGGGACAAACGGCAUGAGCCGUACAUCAUCAACUGAUAGCAACGGUUUCCCGGUCAAAGAUGUAGAUGCCAUCAAGCUGUUUGUUGGCCAAAUUCCGCGCAAUUUGGAGGAGAAAGAUCUUCGGCAUCUAUUCGAAUCAUUCGGCAAAAUUUAUGAAUUUACAAUUUUGAAAGACAAAUAUACCGGACUGCACAAGGGCUGUGCAUUUCUCACCUACUGCCACCGCGAUAGUGCCAUCAGAUGUCAAGCAACGCUGCACGACCAAAAAACGCUUCCAGGAGUAGGUUUUAACUCAUUUUGGUCAGCUUCCUUGAAGGCAUUCAAAUUGUAUAACAUUGUGAAAUGA